Porites lobata is the source of this 1798-nucleotide messenger RNA. NCBI's taxonomy places the organism in Eukaryota, Metazoa, Cnidaria, Anthozoa, Scleractinia, Poritidae. The record is from the annotation of a GenBank genome assembly.
AUGAAAUAUUUCUUUGCAAUUAUCCCCCUCGCUUGCCUCAUCUCGGCACUUGCCAACUCUACAGUAAAACCGACGAAGGCCACUCGUUGUAAUGUGAAUAAUAACUACAACAGCUUCUACGCUGGACCCAACUGCAAGAAAAUCGAGCAACAAUUAGCAGAAAUACGACAAGAAAUCAGGGCAUUGAAAAGUCAGUCAUUGAAAAGUCAGUCAUCAAUACCUCACUAAAACACCGUCAAAACCCCUCCAAAAUGUCACGAAAAUACUAUAAUUCUUAUUUUUUAUUACGUCCAAGCACAAUGCAAAACAGAGGGAGGGCUGCGGCGAAUAGUUAAAAUGUUUAAUACUGAGUCUAAAUAAUGCAUUUACAGCUAUGUGUCUCAUUUCAUUCUUGAAUUUGCUAACUCUUUUGGAUUAACCUUUAACCUUGAAGAAUAACGGCUAGAAAAAAUAGCCAAAAACUAAUUACCGCAUCGAAUGAUCAUUUUAUUUCAGUUUACAAGAACUGCGCUGAAGUCUACAAGUCCGGUGACAAGAUCAGUGGAGUGUAUAAAAUCAAUCCUGAUGGUCUGAGCGAAUUUGAAGUGUUCUGUGAUCAGAAAACAGCCGGUGGAGGUUGGACGGUGUUUCAGAGGAGGCGAGAUGGCUCUGUUGAUUUUUUCCGCGCUUGGGAUGAUUACAAACGUGGUUUUGGCAAUCUGAACGGUGAGUUCUGGCUCGGUUUGGACAAGAUACAUCGGCUGACUGUAAGCAGUGGUUAUAAACUCCGUAUCGACUUGGGAGACAUUCAUGGAAAAACUGCAUUUGCAGAGUAUAGCUCCUUUUCCGUGAAAAGCGAGAAGGCGAAAUACCAACUGAACUUCGGAAGUUAUUCGGGUAAGUUUAUACAGGGCUCAAAAAGAGUCAGUCGGCGAAAAAUGUUGCUAAUUGGCAAAUACAAUAAAAGAAGAAAAAAGAAAGAAUAUAAGAUUUUUUUCUUGAAAUUGAUCGCGAUUGGAACGUGGAAGUUAUCUGUUGAUUUUUACAACAACAAUUGACCUUGUUUGUAAUGCCAUAUUAGAUCAUAUAAAAAAGUUUUAAAAGGAUUGGCCUAGGUCUUGAGAGAGAAAUAAGGGUGUUUAAUUGAAUUAUCAGCAAGCACAAGAUCUCCAUCGGUUUCGUAGCUUUACCAAAUGUUAUUUUUAAUGUUCCUUUUAAGACCUGUGGAAGGACUUUUAAUUUUGUUUUUAAUAAUCUGGAAGUGUUUCGUCCCGGUUGGGUUAAUUAAAGUGGACUGAGGUUGUUUAAUAUGCAGGACUGAAAUUGACCGGUUGAAAAACUCUGCGAAAGAUAACCCCUGAAAUAUAAGUUAGACCUCUUUAAAUGUUCUGAAAACAUAGCCAAGAAAAGUCUUAAUGAUGGUGACAGUUUCGAUGACUGUCAGCCAUCUUUAUCAAAACUUGAAAAUCGUCAAAGGUGUCAGAAGCCUUAAACAGCUUUCUGAAGGUGUUAGACCUAAGUUAGACAUAUAUUUCACUUUUUUCCCCUUUUUGUAGGAACCGCUGGUGAUGGGCUUGGCCGUAUGCAUCGUGGUAUGUCAUUUUCCACCAAGGAUCGUGAUAAUGACAGGUGGGGUCGCAACUGUGCCUUGCAUUUUAAAGGCGCUUGGUGGUACAACGAUUGUCACCACUCCAACCUGAAUGGUCUGUACCUCAAUGGUAAGAGUGAUUGUCAAGGAAUGCGCUGGAACAGUUGGCCGAAGGGUCCCUGCUACUCUGUCAAGAAAGCCGAGAUGAAGAUACGUCCAAAAGAUUUUUGA